Molecule: messenger RNA, 1356 nt
Organism: Topomyia yanbarensis
Lineage: Eukaryota; Metazoa; Arthropoda; Insecta; Diptera; Culicidae
Exons: 1
Coding region: 1-1356 (451 amino acids)
Molecular function (GO): nucleic acid binding; RNA-DNA hybrid ribonuclease activity
Source: RefSeq, a predicted model, not a curated record
AUGACCUUCACAUCCCACUUCCAGCAAAUAAAAAAGGAUUGUGAAAGCAGGAAAAGACUAGUUCGCACCAUAAGCUCCCGCCACACCAAGUGCAACAGAAAAACAGCUCUAAAUGUGAGUCAAGCCCUAAUACACUCAAAAAUAUUCUAUGGCCUUGAGCUCACCUGCCGAAACUGGGAGGGUCUGGCCACCACACUAGCACCUGUCUACCAUGGUGCGGUUAGAUUCGCAUCCAACCUGCUCCCUAGCACACCGGCGGAAGCCGCCUGCAUGGAGGCAGGUAUUUUACCAUGUCGAUGGGCGAUAGCGAUCAACGUUGUGAAACGAGCACUGAGUUUCCUAGAAAAAACGACAGGGGGAGAAUGUCAAAUAUUAGAUAUAGCUAAACAUAUCUACUCAGAAUUCACUAAUACCCAACUCCCUGCAAUUGCCAGCAUGCGCAGGGUCAGGAAUCGCCCCUGGAACAAACGCUGCCCAAACCUGGACACCAAACUGACACGUAUCGUAAAAAAAGAUGAUCCUCACAGCGCAACGCAAGCAAAGUUUCUGCACUUGGUCAACUGCAAAUACCAAAAUCACCACAAAAUCUUCACUGACGGAUCAAAGCUAGAAGAAGAAGUUGGAAUAGGGAUACACGGUAUCUGUGAAGGAUUAGCUCUACGUCUGCCUCCAGAAUGCUCGGUAUUUUCCGCAGAAGCAGCCGCGAUCGCCGUUGCCAUACGCAGAAAAUCCGAAGGUAUACCAACGGUAAUUUUUUCCGAUUCUCUCUCGGUCAUCUUGGCACUCGAGACCGGAGAAUCGAAGCAUCCGUACAUCCAGGAAAUCGAAGAUGCCUGUGAUAUUCUCACUACGAUUUGCUGGGUUCCGGGCCAUUGUGGAAUCAAGGGCAACGAGACCGCUGACCAUCUGGCCUCUAUCGGUCGGCGAACGAGGUCAAUGGUUACCCGAGAAGUCCCGGUAAAUGAUAUCACUAAAUCAUUCAAGCAGAAAGCCUCCAACCACUUCAUCGACCACUGGACGAACCUGCGAGGACACCCACAGAAAAUCAAGGGAUCUCUCCAAAGAUGGGAAGACAGAGAGAGCAGAAUAGAGCAAAAGGUACUCUCGCGACUCCGUGUAGGACACACCAGAAUUACCCACGCCCACACUAUCUCACGAGUAAAUCCACCACUAUGUUCCACAUGCAACAGCAGGUUCACAGUCGAACAUAUACUCGUCAACUGCCCCGUCUACGAGGACCUUCGUCGGCAACACGAUGUAUCAUCAUCCAUAAAGGAUAUACUUGGAAAUGACCCGUCACGAGAGGAGAAACUACUAAUAUUCUUAAAAAACGCCAACUUGUUCGCAGAGAUUUGA